AUGAAACUGAAGCAUGAGAAAGAAGUCUUAGAUACUGUAGAAGUAUCAGUAUCAUUCACAGUAUCAGUAUCACAGUAUCAGUAUCGUUCACAGUAUCAGUAUCGUUCACAAUAUCAGUAUCGUUCACAAUGUCAGUAUCAUUCACAGUAUCAAUAUCAGUAUACGGGACUAUCCGGAGGUGAGGUAGUGAUUUACCCACAGAGGAAUUUACCCGAUGAAUAUAGAAGUGAGGAGAAUAUCAUUGUGGGCAACGUUUGUUUAUACGGUGCUACCAGUGGAUUAGCAUUCUUCCGAGGAGUAGCUGCAGAGAGGUUCUGUGUUCGUAAUUCAGGAGCUGUAGCUGUUGUUGAGGGAGUUGGAGACCAUGGGUGUGAGUACAUGACAGGAGGACGUGCACUGAUUCUUGGUUCAACUGGACGCAACUUUGCUGCUGGCAUGUCUGGAGGUAUUGCUUAUGUGCUGGACCCCAAGGGUGAAUUUCCAAGCAAAUGUAACAUGCAGACUGUGGAACUUCUUCCACUUAAGCAGUCUGAUGACAUUGCAUAUAUUGAGGAUCUGCUGCGACAGUUUCAUGAUAAGACAGGCUCAAAGGUUGCUGCUAGCCUGCUCAUGGACUGGCCAGCUCAAGCCAGCAAGUUUGUCAAGGUGUUCCCAUACGAGUACCAGCGAGCCUUGAGGCAACUUGCCGAGAAGGAAGCAGCAGCAGUACAAGCACUUCCUGAAAAGACUAAAGUUGAAGCCAAACCUGAGCCUGUCAUCUGUGAUAUUGAAGAAUCUGUAAUGGAUGCAACCAUGGAAAAGAAGAGGCUGGAGAAAAUUCUUGACAAAACUAGGGGCUUCAUGAAGUACAAGCGUGAAACAGCCAUGUAUCGGUCAGCUGAGAAACGCCAAAAGGAUUGGGAAGAAAUCUAUAAUUUUGAUGGUAUACGCCGUGGCUUACGCGUGCAAGCAGCAAGAUGCAUGGACUGUGGAGUUCCCUUCUGCCAGUCAUCACAUGGCUGCCCCCUAGGAAACAUUAUUCCCAAGUGGAAUGACCUUGUAUUCAAUAAUAACUGGAAGGAAGCACUCAGUCAACUCUUGCAAACCAAUAAUUUCCCAGAAUUUACUGCAGAGUUUGUCCUGCUCCUUGUGAAGGCGCUUGUGUGUUUUGGGCAUAAAUGA
Cherax quadricarinatus is the source of this 1161-nucleotide messenger RNA. Lineage: Eukaryota; Metazoa; Arthropoda; Malacostraca; Decapoda; Parastacidae. The record is from RefSeq and is a predicted model, not a curated record.